Nicotiana tabacum (common tobacco) is the source of this 1678-nucleotide messenger RNA. NCBI's taxonomy places the organism in Eukaryota, Viridiplantae, Streptophyta, Magnoliopsida, Solanales, Solanaceae. The record is from RefSeq and is a predicted model, not a curated record.
UCAAUUUGUAAAGGAGUAUGCAUUUAAUCAUUCAUGUUUAAUCCUACUCCAUUCAUCUGUUAGUUAUUGUUCAUGUUUUCCUUUUAUUUUUGGGCCUUAGCAAUCAACGUUUUUAUCUGAAUAACCAUUCAUCUCCGAGACCCUAGUAUUAUUUUAACAGUUUCUUAACCGUGAGGAUUUACAUUAAACAGGAUGAAUGAACAACUUAAUUUUUUUUACUCUCUUUUACUGUUUUGGCAGAGGGAUAAAAAGGAAGAAGCUCUAAGAUUGGCGCAAUUAUCUGCAGAGAAGCCACAUUUUUCUCACUGCCUAGAGUGGCUUCUUUUUACUGUGUUUGAAGCCGACAUUUCUGGGAAAAACCCUAGCAAAAAUCAGAGUGUUAUUCCCAACCAUUCAACAAAUUCGUCACUUCUGGAUAAGACAUGUGAUUUAAUAAGAAAUUUUCCGGAGUACUUUGACGUGGUUGUUAGUGUUGCAAGAAAGACUGAUGGCCGGCAUUGGGCAGAUUUAUUUGCUGCUGCCGGGAGAUCGACUGAGCUAUUUGAGGAAUGCUUCCAAAGGAGAUGGUAUCGCACUGCCGCUUGCUAUAUACUAGUAAUUGCUAAGCUUGAGGGUCCAGCUGUAAGUCAGUAUUGUGCAUUGCGUUUGUUGCAGGCAACAUUGGAUGAGUCUUUAUAUGAACUGGCAGGGGAACUGGUGAGGUUUCUUCUCAGAUCUGGAAGGGAAUAUGAACCCACAACUACUGAUUCUGAGAAGCUAUCUCCUAGAUUCUUUGGAUAUUUUCUGUUUCCUUCUAGUUACCGGAGGCAAACUUUGGAGUCCAAAGGUUCAUUUAAGGAGCUGAGUGCACAUGUUGCUUCUGUUAAGAAUAUUUUAGAAAGCCAUGCAAGCUAUUUGAUGUCUGGAAAAGAACUGUCAAAGCUUGUCGCUUUUGUGAAGGGCACACAGUUUGACCUCGUGCGAGAAAGAUAUGGAAGUGCUCGGUUAGACAAUUUUGCUUCAGGGCUUGAACUUAUUCGGCAGAAGCUUCAGAUGGAAACACUGCAAAGUCGUUUAGAUGCAGAGUUCCUUUUGUCUCAUAUGUGCUCUGUCAAGUUCAAAGAGUGGAUUGUAGUACUGGCCACACUUUUGAGGCGGUCUGAGGUCUUGUUUGAUUUAUUUCGGCAUGAUUUGCGCUUGUGGAAAGCAUACAACAUUACUUUAAAGUCCCAUCCAUCAUUUGUCGAAUACCAUGACUUGGUUGAAAGCUUGGAUGAAAAGCUUUCAUCUGCUUCAAAUUCAGAAGAGACGUGAGCUAUCUGGAUGUAAAGAGCUUUUCAGAAAUUUAAAAGAGCUUCCAGUGAGAUCAUCUGCUUCAAGCGUUAACUUUCAGGCACCAACUUGACAUCAGCAUAAAUGUUUACCACUAUAUGGGGCUGGGAGUUGAGCGGCUCUGUGAGAGGCACGAGAUGAGAUUUUCAGUUCCUGCUCUAGUGUCCACAUCUCUGUCCUGCAGAAAAUUAUUUUGUAGAUAAGCAUAUCAUUGCUAUUAGUUCUUUGAUUACCAUCUUUUCUUGAUUCAUAGUUUGUAUCAAAUUUUAGCUUUUCCAUUGAGGGUGUGGGUGAUUGUAAUGAAACGGGGCACCUGUUGUAUGAAAGAUCUGAUCUUAUAAAUAGAGAAUAGAGAAGAUUUUGUCCA